Messenger RNA from Colletotrichum gloeosporioides, 732 nucleotides. RefSeq names its product putative acetyltransferase. The transcript has 3 exons. The coding region runs from base 1 to 732 and encodes 243 amino acids. Gene Ontology annotation, molecular function: acetyltransferase activity. NCBI's taxonomy places the organism in Eukaryota, Fungi, Ascomycota, Sordariomycetes, Glomerellales, Glomerellaceae. The record is from RefSeq and is a predicted model, not a curated record.
AUGGCGGCCGUCGUCAAUGAUUCGACUCUGCAGUGCGUCACAGCGACCUCGCAGCGCAACACUUCGCCCCCCAUGCCAGAACGUGAGACGGACCUUCUGCAGAAUAAGGCCCGUAUGGCCGCCGGGGAGUUGUAUUUUGCAUUCACGCCGGACCUUAUUGCCGACCGACGACGAUGCUCAGUCGCGUGCGAAAACUUUAACCGCGCCGGACAUGUCCCUCGGAGAGCGCUGGCCGUACUGAUCAAGGACAUCCUUUGCGACCCUAGUCCUCUCCCUGAGCCCGGUUCCACUGUUGAAGAGGAUGAAGAGGCCUUGGCUGACGAGCCCUGGAUCGAUGGGCCGGUGAGGAUGGAUUACGGAUGCAACGUGCGCUUGGGCAAAAACGUUUACAUCAAUUUCAACAGCGUGUGGAUCGACACCUGUAUGAUCGAAGUGGGUGACCGUACCCUUAUCGGACCCAACUGUUCUUUCUACAGCGCCGCUCAUCCAUUGGAUCCCGUCUUGCGGAACGGCACCAGAGGUCCUGAAUACGGGAAGCCUAUCAAGAUAGGGCCAGACUGUUGGUUUGGGGGGAACUGCAUCGUCCUCCCCGGUGUGAAUAUCGGCAGGGGCGUUACUGUCGGCGCUGGCAGUGUUGUUACGAAAGAUAUUCCAGACUUCGUUGCCGUUGCUGGAAAUCCGGCCCGCAUUAUCAGGGAAGUUCCACGCUCUGGAGGGUUCACGGCCUGUUAA